This is a messenger RNA of Phalaenopsis equestris, 905 nucleotides long. RefSeq names its product UDP-glycosyltransferase 89B2-like. The record is from RefSeq and is a predicted model, not a curated record. NCBI's taxonomy places the organism in Eukaryota, Viridiplantae, Streptophyta, Magnoliopsida, Asparagales, Orchidaceae.
AAGUUUGGUUGUUGGACUUGUAAAUUCAUAAAAAUUGAAUGUUUGUAUUGUAAAUAUUCCUUAAUACAAUAUAAAAUGAGGUAGAGGUAGAGGUAGAGAGAACCAGAGACGUCGCACGAAAGCUAUUGCAGACCAUCAAUGGCGGAGACGGUUGCCCCCCAUCUUCUGGUAAUCCCGUUCCCAUCACAAGGUCACCUUCUUCCUCUCCUCGAUCUCUGCCACCUCCUCUCCACCCGCGGUAACCUAACCAUCACCAUCGUCGUCACUCCCGGCAAUCUUCCCAUCCUCUCCCCACUCCUCUCCUCCUCUCCUUCCAUCUCCCCUUUACUUCUUCCAUUCCCUUCUUCCCCUGAUUUACCCCUCGCCGCAGAGAACACCAACCAAGUUCCCCCAAAUCUCAUCCGCCGAUUCAUUCCCGCCCUUUCCUCUCUUCUUCAACCCAUCCUCCAAUGGUCCCAAUCCAACCCUAACCCCCCGAUCGCUAUCCUCUCCGAUUUCUUCACCGCUGGGUGGACGCUUCGUCUCGCCGAAAUCCUCUCCAUCCCCCGCCUCUCUUUCUCCCCUUCUGGAGCAUUUGGUCUAGCAACCAUCCAUCAUCUAUGGCGCGAGAUGCCGCCUAAUUCCGACGCCAGUCUCAUCAUCCCUUUCCCCUCCCUCCCCAACUCCCCUUCCUUCCCCCUUUCCCAACUCUCCAGUCUCUACCGCAGCUACAGAACCGGCGAUUCCGUCUCCGAAUCAAUCAAGGAAAAUUUUCUAUCGGACAUUCAAAGCUGGGGAUUCGUCGUCAACACGUUCUCAGACCUCGAAGGCAGCUAUAUCGAACACCUAAUGAAUCAUGUUUCGGGGCAUCGGCAGCGACUAUGGGCCGUGGGGCCGCUCGUCGCUUCAGCGAUUGAGCGGAAGAG